Molecule: messenger RNA, 2370 nt
Organism: Engraulis encrasicolus (European anchovy)
Lineage: Eukaryota; Metazoa; Chordata; Actinopteri; Clupeiformes; Engraulidae
Product: cytokine receptor common subunit beta-like
Exons: 16
Coding region: 199-2370 (723 amino acids)
Biological process (GO): cytokine-mediated signaling pathway
Cellular component (GO): external side of plasma membrane
Molecular function (GO): cytokine receptor activity; protein binding
Source: RefSeq, a predicted model, not a curated record
AACUAAAGCGUCAUGGAAACGUCACCAAAACGCGUUGCUCCGUGGCUGUAGGCAUCGCUGAGUUUCAUGUCAGUGGAUCAGUUCAAGGGCCAGCAGCUGUCCUUGAGUCUCAACAGAGAUCAAAACAAUCGUCAGUCAGGCUGAAAGGUCUCUAAGCAAGCGGACGUUUUGCAAGGAGCACCACAGUAUCUUGGGACCAUGUUCAUCGUGAUUUCUGCAUUGUGGGCGUCCGUGUUGCCCUUCCUUGUAUUGGCCUAUAAAUCUCAACCCUGCCAACCCCAGACCAGCCCUUCUCUUCCAGAGUCUCCCGCCCUGGCCUCCCUGCAGUGCCGUAAUGACUACUCCACACAUAUCCAGUGCAGCUGGGCCGCAGCCAAGACGCAGCACUCCCAGUUCCAGGCACCACCCCUGCAGCUCUACCACCUGGCCAUCUUUAGGAACAGUCCACCGCCUUCCCAUGAUGCAACAGGUGACCACCACGGAGCGCAGCACUGCCGCUACAACACCAGCAUCUUCGUCAUUCACGCCAAAGACUACUUCCUGUUCAAGGUUCCGCACGUGAAGCUGCUGUCUAAGACCAUUGACCUCCAGCAUGGAGAGAGAAUGGGUCCUCCACGUGACCUGUCAGUGAAGGUGACGCGGGAAGGGGACUGGCUGCUGACCUGGCAGAGGCCUCCAUCUUCGCAGCCCAACGAGACCCUCACAUACCAACUGCACUACAGAUACACUGGCCAGCCGUGGACAGAGCUGGAGGUGCAGGGCCAGGAGCAGCGUCUUGAGGCCUCUGAUCUGGAGCCCGGUGCGGAGUACAGCGCCAAGGUCAGAGUCAAGGGCACGCAGCAGGGGGUGCACACGGAGUGGAGCUCACCCGUACACUGGAGGCACAAUGGAGCGUCUGUGCCAGGUCCCUCUAAUCUGGAGUGCGUGUGGGCCGGGGAGGAGAAGGUGCGAUGUAGCUGGGAGCUACGCAGGGACCUCACUCAAUAUGUCACCUACAAUCUGUACUACCACAUCAAGCCCACAGCACUGCCUCAGCAGUGCUGCCCUGAGCCCCCCAGGCCUCUCGGCUCCACUGAUCCUGAUCCAGUGCUCAGCUUCAGCUGUGAGUUCUCCAUGGACGAGCCCCUCAAGCCCUUCAAGCCCUCCUCAUCCCCACUGAUCCAGAAUCAGCCCCAGCCCCAGCCACAGCUACAUCUACAGCUCAAGGCCGUUCCUAUCAAGCGAGAGUUCAAGUCCCACAAGCACAUCCAGCCUCCCAGGCCCGCAAGUGUCCGUGUGGAGGACAGGGGACAGGACUGGCGGCUGACCUGGACGCUACCCAGCCUGGGCACCGUUCCCAUCGCUACGGAGAUUUACUACUGGAGCCCAGACGCACCGGAGCACAAUAAGACUUUAUCCAUGGAGGCUGGUGUCACCUCUCACUCCAUCCCGACGUCAGGGCUGAGGCCGGCGGCGCGCUACCAGGCUCAGGUCCGAGCUCUGGUGGACACCUCCAGGAGCACCCACUACAGCGGAUACCCCUCCCCGUGGAGCCAGCCCGUCACAUGGACCACUCGCUCAGGCCUUUGGUCAGCCUUCAUGAUCUCAUAUGUGACGAUGGCAGUCUGUGUAUUUGUGACGGUGUUUCUCCUUUACGUCUGUCAAAGGCGAUUCAGGCAGUGGGAAGUGUCCAUCCCAACGCCUGUCAACAGCAAAGUGAUGGAGGACAUCUCAAAAGGCCAUCAGAAAUUCCAAAUCGAGGGCAAAGUGACCCAGAGUGAAGCGGACCACCCCCACAUCUACAAGGCCCUCAUACUGGAGACCGCACAGACUGAGGACCUCCUAGAAAGCCUCUCUGAUCAGGAGGACGGGGCAGGAUGCAGCGGGGUCCUGGCCGUGGAGGAGGAUGACUCGUACCACCCAGUACCCAGCAGCCAGCAGGACCACGCAGGAGCAGAAGAGCCAAACAAGCCUCUCAACAACGACACGUCAACCCAGGGGUCCUCCUCUUCAGCAUCUGAGGCGUCAGACAUAAUAAGCCACAGUAGUGACCUGUACAUCAGCUGCCCCAGGUCUAGAUCUUCCACAGGAGGAGCUGUGGAGGUGGUGGUGGUGGAGGAGGACUGCCCCAGGUCUAGAUCUUCCACAGGAGGAGCUGUGGAGGUGGUGGUGGUGGAGGAUGACUGCCCCAGGUCUAGAUCUUCCACAGGAGGAGCUGUGGAGGUGGCGGAGGUGGAGGUGGACUUUGAAGAGCCCUUCAAAAACGAUGAGGAUGUUGUUCGGGCAUCUUCUUCUUCUGUGGUGGUGGUAGACCUUGAGGCGUCCUUCAAAGAUGAUGAUGAUGAUGAUAAUGAUGACGUUGAGGACGGCGCUUCUUCUCCGUUGAUAUGA